GAGGGUCAGACUCCCACCAGCUCACCCGGCCAUCCUGGACUCCCCCCCGGACCGUGGGGCCUGGAUGGACACCUCGGAGGCCAACAGCACCACGGAGGAGGAAGAGGAGAAAAUGGCGGCCGAGCAGCGUCCCAGGACCCGCUCCAACCCAGAGGGGGCCGAGGACCGGACCCUCAGCAUGCAGGCCAGCGUGGGGAGCCGGAGCGAAGGGGAGGGGGAGGCGGCCAGCACCACCACCACCACCACCCUGCCCCCCAGUGCUGGCGUCCAGGCCCCCAACGGCAAGACCUGGCUGGCCCCGACCCCUCCCUCCGAGUUCCAGGUCCGGACGCCGCGGGUGAACUGCGCAGAGAAAGUGAUCAUCUGCUUGGAUCUCUCGGAGGAAAUGUCCCACCCGAGGCUGGAGUCGUUCAAUGGGCUGAAGACCAACGCCCUCAACAUCUGCCAGAAGAUGAUCGAGAUGUUUGUCCGCACCAAGCACAAGAUCGACAAGAGCCACGAGUUUGCGCUGGUGGUGGUGAACAACGACGUCACUUGGCUUUCCGGCUUCACCUCUGAACCCCGGGAGGUUUGCAGCUGCUUGUACGACUUGAAGACCAUCCUCUGCAAGUCCUUCAAUCUGGACGGCCUUUUCAACCUGAUACAGCAGAAGACGGAGCUCCCGGUGAUGGAGAACAUCCAGACCAUCCCGCCGCCUUACGUGGUCAGGACCAUCUUGGUCUACAGCCGCCCCGCUUGCCAGCCGCCCGUGGUGGUGACCGAGCAGAUGAAG
Thamnophis sirtalis is the source of this 772-nucleotide messenger RNA. NCBI's taxonomy places the organism in Eukaryota, Metazoa, Chordata, Lepidosauria, Squamata, Natricidae. The record is from RefSeq and is a predicted model, not a curated record.